UCCUAGGUCUUUCUUUUCAUAAAUUCGACACUUUUUCCUGCAUCUGAAUUCAACUAUUCCUACGAACUAACUAAUUAAGCUGUAAUUAAGUUUAUAUGUGAUACGAUUACCCUCGCUCUCGCAUUUGCUUUUGUGCAGCUGCGCUAACUUGGUGUCAUCAGUUGUCAGUAGGCUCAAGUCAAAUUGUUAAUUAUUCCAAUCCAAUUCACAAUUCAACCCAAUUUUUAUAAAAUAUAAUAUAAAAUGCUUCCCACGCGUGUUUCUCGGUUGGCACAACCGGUGGUUCAACGAAACUAUGCUACAUGGAACAAGCUCUGGUCAAAAUCCCUCUCCACCGAAGCAACCUUUGAAGUUAAACCUUGUAAAUUACACAAGCUGGAUUCCGGUCCAGCGACGAGUGUUACAGUUACUAGAGACGAGGCUAUGUUAAUGUAUACACAGAUGCAAGUUAUCCGUAGAAUGGAAACUAGUGCGUCAGCUUUGUACAAGGAAAAGGCCAUUCGAGGAUUUUGUCAUUUAUAUUCUGGUCAGGAAGCGGUAGCUGUUGGGAUGAGGGCUUCUCUUACCAAUGUGGACUCUGUUAUCACAGCCUACAGAGCUCAUGGCUGGACCUACCUUAUGGGAGUGUCUCCGUUUAGUGUUCUGGCUGAAUUGUUGGGACGCAAAUCAGGCUGCGCUCGAGGAAAAGGUGGUUCCAUGCACAUGUACUCCAAAAACUUUUAUGGAGGCAAUGGCAUUGUUGGUGCUCAGGUUCCAAUAGGAGCUGGGUUAGCUUUAGCUCAUAAAUAUAAAGGAGAUGGGGGUGUAAAUGUGGCACUUUACGGCGAUGGAGCAGCAAACCAAGGACAAGUUUUUGAGGCAUACAACAUGGCAAAGUUAUGGAACCUUCCUUCCAUUUUCGUAUGUGAAAACAACGGGUAUGGAAUGGGGACUUCGGCUGAAAGAGCGAGCGCUAAUGUGAAUUAUUAUCAACGUGGAGAAUAUGUUCCUGGUUUGUGGGCUGAUGGUAUGGACGUCUUGGCAAUGAGAGAAGCAACUAGAUUUGCAAGGAAGUACGCAUCAGAACAUGGCCCUAUUGUGAUGGAAGCAGCAACAUAUAGAUACCACGGUCACUCUAUGUCAGAUCCUGGAACAUCGUACCGAACGAGAGAAGAGAUUCAAGAAGUCAGGCAAAGUAGGGAUCCCAUCACUCACUUCAAAGAACGAAUUGUUGAAGCCAACCUUGCAACAGCAGAUGAAUUAAAGCAAAUUGAUUUGAAGAUUAGAGAAGAUAUUGACAAAGCCACCAAGGAGGCAAAAGCUGACCCUGAAAUUAGUUUAGAAGAAUUGGCCGGUGACAUUUAUGCUCUUAAUCUGGAACCCACGAUAAGAGGAUUAGUAUCAGGGGAAACCGUCAAGCAUGUCAAUAUCGGCCCCCAAGUUAACGCGUAAAAGUAAAUGUAAAACCAACUAGUAAAUAGUUAGCUUUACUAUCUAUGUGAAUAACAAGAUAGCUAUUCGACCCAUCAUUUAAUCAUUUAGGCAAUCAAUCUUUAUGAUUAUAUAUGUGGCGACUGAAUAAAUUACGUCCGCAUGCAA
Messenger RNA from Folsomia candida, 1578 nucleotides. RefSeq names its product probable pyruvate dehydrogenase E1 component subunit alpha, mitochondrial. Gene Ontology annotation, molecular function: pyruvate dehydrogenase (acetyl-transferring) activity. NCBI's taxonomy places the organism in Eukaryota, Metazoa, Arthropoda, Collembola, Entomobryomorpha, Isotomidae. The record is from RefSeq and is a predicted model, not a curated record. The coding region runs from base 244 to 1431 and encodes 395 amino acids. The transcript has 12 exons. Gene Ontology annotation, cellular component: intracellular membrane-bounded organelle. Gene Ontology annotation, biological process: pyruvate decarboxylation to acetyl-CoA.